CAAGUUAAGAAUCCAUAUUACGAUCAAAUAUCAGACUUAAGAUCGAAAUAGGCCAAUGAAAAUCGGUUGUCCUACAAUACGACGAAGAAUCACGUCUUUUCUCCCACCAUUGAUUCUGCCAUUGGUGCGUUGAGGAAGGAAGAGAGGGGACUGUUCAUCAAUUGCUCAAUAAAACGAAUCUCUCUCCGCGACAAAGGCUAUAUAUGCAUUGCUGAAAGAUCUCAUAUGAACAACGGAUUAUGUUACAUUUUAUCGAAAAAUUAAUUGCUUAAUAGGGUUCAAUGACCUUAUAAAUGAAAAGUGUACCAUAUAUAUAUAAUGGUAAUAACGUAUAAUGACUAUAUGAAACAGUUAUGCAAAAUGCUAUCUGAUAAACAUAUGAUAUAAAAUGAUAAUGACUGAAAAUAUGAUCAGAAAGCAAUAAAGUGUGUGAAUACAGUGACUAAAAAUACAUGGAUACGACAUCACGUGAUGGAAAAAAAAGAGUGAAAUUAUUAAAAAAUUAACAAUGCAUUUUUUAUAAUUCUUCCAGAUAGAUAUAAAUAAAAAUGGCGAAUUUUUUUGCGAAUAAUCACUAAAAUGCGAUUAAUCCGUGCUGGUUAAAAACGAAGUUUUCGUUACUGCGCAGCAAAUCGUGACAUCACAAGCGCAUUUUGUGCAGCAUUUUCCGAUGCUUCGUGUACAUUCGGCCAUCUUCGGAACGAAUCUCGGGGCCUAAGUAUAAUGUAUUCCACGCUCGAUUCACAAACCUGUCGAUGACACCGAGACCAGUUCGCGCGGUUUCUUUAAUUCGUAUUUGUGUUUGAAAAUACUGGUGAUACGUAGAGCAAUGGGAUAACGAUGUUCACGAAUCGUUCGGUAACCGUUUUAUUGUCGAUCGAAGUGUCGCUGUUCGUUUCGUAGCGCCUUUUUGGUGUUGAAUAAAUGAUUCAAUGAAGCGUAACCAGCUUGUGUAUUCUCGGUUUUCAUAACCUUUAAUGCCAACACGAAACGAUUUGCCCUUUUUUAAACGGCAUGAUUUUGAAGUGAUUUUUACUGUACUUGUAAUGGAGAAAGCACAAACUGGAAUAGCGCAUAAUUCAGAAUCUAGUUCCACAAUCUCUUGUAUCGAUAGAAUCAAUAUUGAACUAUCAAAUGAAAUUACUAUUGAUACUAUUGACAAUGAACUAUCAAAAGAGAGGGAAGAAGAGCUAUUAUUUGGUGCAGAAGAAGAAGGAGAGGAUGAAGAUGUACUGUCUGAUGAUAGCUUGCGCUUAAGAUUAUCUGAUGAUGAGGAUAUGGAACAAGAAGAUAAUACAACAAACUCUACGAAUAUUACAGAAUUUAAAUUGCAGAAUAGAAAAACUGAAUCUGUAGAUAUAAUCACAGAAAAAGAAUUAUGCUCUGACAUACAACAGAUUGUCGAAGAAGUUGACAAGCCUGAUAAUGGAAAAUUGGAGCAGAAGCAUAACUCAGCAAUAAAGGCUUCCCAAAAUUCAGCAUUAUCCUUAGGUGAUACAUCAGAAAACAAACGAAUACAAGAUAAUAUAUGUAAUUCUGAAAAUAGCAGUAUGACUGUUAGUGCAUCCAAUGAAAAGUGUACUUUCAAGUCUAAUAAAGAUUUAAAAAUUACUGUCGCAAGCAUUGAAUGUUCAAAUUCAGCAUCUGAACAGUAUAUAGCAUUAGGAACUGAUAAUUUAUCUACAAAAAAUUAUAUACAAAUAAAUAAUCUUCAAAAUGCAGAACCAAUAACUCACAGUAAUGAUAAUUUAAAAGAGACAGGCAGUGAUCAUAAAGAAAUAAAUACCACAAAUACUUGUGAGCUAAAUAAAUUGGAUAAUGUAGACAGUAAUGGUCCUAUUAUAGAUUCCGCUAAAGUUCAGGUUUAUAAUAGUGAAAGAUUGUCUACACUUGCAAUUGUUUCUAACAGUAAUGAUGAUAAUUUAAGCGACAAAGUAGUAGAUAAGGUUUUUAAUGAUGAUAAUCAUCACUAUGUAAAAAGCCCAUUUGUCGAAAUUAAUAAUAGUCAAGAUAUAUCUAUUGGAUCUAUGGAUUCAACCAAAUCCGCUAUUUUUGAUGAUUCAUCACCUCCUAAAGAUUAUGUUGAACAUAAAAGUAAAAAUAGAAACUCAGAACACGAGGAUGCAAUACAAAACAAAAACGCAUCAGAGAUACAACCUGUGGAAAAAGAAACGAGUAUUUUAUUGGUACAAAAUCAAAAUAAUUUGCCCAGUGUAAAAGACGGUAAAGAAGUAACGAACGAAGAUCGUGAUAUUAAUAAACCUGUAAUGCAAAUUAUAAAUAAUAACUCUACAUUACAAAAGAUUUUAUUAGAAUCUGUUGAUGUAGAAAAUUCUAAUAACGAGAAUAAAAAUAUAAAUGCUGCAAAAAGAAAACGAUCAAAAAAAGCAAACAAUACAGUAGAAGAUUGUGUUGAAGAAGACAAGCAAGAAAAAAAGGAGAGCGGACGACAAAAGAGGAGAACGGCUAGAAAUGCAGAGGAGAUAAUCAGAAAAAAGUAUCUUAAUGUUAGUGAUAGCGAUUCUAGUGAUUCUAGUACAGAACAACUUGUAACAGUGAAUCACAAAUUGAAUCAGGAUGUACGUCCUGCGUCACCGCUUUCAUUAAAACGCAAUUGUUCGGACAAUGAGAUUUUUAAUGGUGUUAAGAAAGUGAAAAUGAGUACCAAGUCUGAGGAAAAGAAUGAUAUUACAAAAUUAGCUUUUGUUAAGAAAUUUUUCCAAAGGGAUAUCAAAGAAAAAUUACCGAAACUUACACAGGAGGAAUUGGAAGAACUCCUAAUUCAGAAGAUUGCCGAAACAAUCACGAUGCAUAGUGAAAUUGGACAACUCAGAGAGCAAGCUCGCAUAUCGGAGAAAUAUCAGGAAGUAAUGCGUACAAAACUACAGCAAUUAACAAAGCAAGUGAGAGAUUUUGAAGAGGUUGUGAAGCGUAACACAAAAGACCGUCGUGCGAAUCCUGACAAGUCUAUCGCACCUAUAAAAAUAAAUAGAUCCGUAGGCUUACAAGUCAAUUUCAUAACGGAACAUGGAUUACAGAGUUUACGGCAGGUACAACAAACUUCGCAUGUUAAACCUGCAAACGCUCCGAGCAAUGUUAGUUCCUCAGCAGCUGAGUCAAAUAAUAAUGCAACAAGACGCAGUGGAAUCAAAACAAGAUCGCCCCGACCUGUAGUGACUACAUCAACUCCUACAAUUGCACAGAGCCCGAUACAAACGGCACCUCUUAUUCCUGUGACACCGGCGGCUUUAGUUGUUGCUAAACCUUUGGAAUCCUCUCAUACGCUAACAUUGUCUAGCCAAUCUACCGGCAUUCAGCCUAUUUUAUCUGCUCCACAACAACAGAUUCAGCCACAACCACAACAAGCUAUUGUUUUAAAUGGUAAAAUACAAAAUCAAAUAAAUCGUCCAACAGUGAUAACUUCAAAGUCAAAAAAUAGCGAUCUUAUUGAUCUUACAGAUGAAGAAGAAAAGAAUAAAUCAGCAAACAUAAAAGUUACGGCUAUAACUACAACCUCUAUGUUAGAGCAACAAAUGAAUACGCCGAAAUAUACACAAUCCUUUCAAAGGGUAAUACAAACAAUACCAGCAAAUGUAGCAAUUACGACGCAACCGGCUAGUAUAAAAGUGAUAACACCUAACCAGCCACCAACAACUGCCCUUGUAAAUAAUAUGAAUUCGCCCAGGCUGGCGUAUGUGAUGCAAAGUAGUGCAGGUACACCAAGACAAGUUCUAAUAACAUCAAAUACUACUAAUCAGCAAGUACAGAUCCGACCAGUGACGACAUGCAGACCACCUUUUUCAACUGUUACUUAUAAGACAGGUAAUCAAAAUAAUUUUAUUGCUAUUUUACUUCAGCAUCCUGCACCAUUGCCGGAUACUCCAAGCUACACAAUGACACCUGGCUGGAAACUUCCACCGCCAGCUCCAUCGUUAAAGAUUUCAAAAGUCUCAAAUGGUAUAGUAUUAUCUUGGAACAUGAAUCUGUCAGAUAAAUAUGCGGAUAUUGCUAGUUACCAAUUGUACGCAUACCAAGAAAUUACUGGUGUAAAUCCUAAUACAUCGUUGUGGAAAAAAGUGGGAGAUGUGCGGGCGCUGCCAUUACCUAUGGCGUGUACCUUGACUCAGUUUUCUGAGGGUAACAAUUAUUAUUUUGCGGUCAGGGCGGUCGAUACACAUUCUAGAAAAGGACAGUAUAGUAUACCUGGUAAUAUCUCUCUGUAAAGGAAAAAAGAUGUGUUAAGUCUUGUGAUCUCCAAUUCUGAUCCAUUAUUUUUUACUUCUGCGUUCAAUGCGUAAUUGUGAUACAAAUAGUCUGUAGACCAUCUCACAAUAACAUGGCAUAUUACACCAGCUCUAAUUCGGCAGUAAUUCGAUUAAUAUCUAUUUUGGAUUCUUGAAUUUGAAUUAAAUAAUUGCUCCCAUUGAUAUUACUCCUGUAAAUGCUUCCAAUAUUACACAUGUAUAAUGUAUACAUAAUAUUCCUAACUUCAUAAUAGAUAUCUGAUUCUUUUCAUAUAUUAAAAUACUAGGAUUGAUGUUACAUCUAUAUAUAAUAAUUUUUUUGUUGUUCAUUUAUAACAUGAAUUCACGGAAUUAUUUUAAUAUCUAUGCUUUUUAAUUACCAUUACAGGAAAUCUAGUCAAAAAAUUUCAUGCAACUUCAUGAUUAUAUGUAAUAUUACUUGAAGACUGCAAAAGAAUGUGUUAUCAUUAAAGUCUGGUUGAGAGUUGGAACAUGAUAAGCACCAAUAAACACUAAGUGAAAGAUAAUGACAAAACGGAGCUAAUUGUAGUACAAAAUGAAGAAUAUUUUUGGAUAUUAACUAUUUUGCAAUAUUUUUUUGGCAACAUAGUCUAUGGACUAUCACAUCUUACUUUCUUAUGAAAUAAUAACAGUUAUGUAAUGAUCAAUAUACAUUCUUUACUUUGUACUAAAAUUGCCUUACUCUCAGUCAUUGUUUUCCGCUCAGCAUUCAAUAAUAUUUAGUGCCAACUAUCAAGUGGUAUACCGCGUUUAGCUUCCAGUCAAGUUUUAGCUAUUUUUAUUAACAUAAGAUUGAAAAUUUUUUCACAUUGUUUUUUUAAAACAUGAAUAAGAGGUACUAACUAAAUUUAAUUAUUAUUUAACUUUCGUUCAUUCUAUGAUGAUAUACUUUUCAAGCUGGUACUUUCCAGUAAUAAAUUCAGAAUAAUUGACUGUUAUUUGUUAUUCUGAGAAAAAAAGAAUGAUAUAAGUUGCUCAAUUUUUAUACAAUUAAAUUUGUAUGUGUAUUAUAAUGCUAAUAUGCAUCAUAGGGAAAAAUAUCUUUUAAUAAACGAGUUAUGUUAAUCAUUCAUAUGUAAAUAUAUCAAAGUGUAUAUGUACUAUUAUUAAUUAUAAGUAGAUUAUACAAGUGUAUUUGUACAUGAUAUAGAUUAAAUUUAAAUUAAUGAACUUCAUCUCUCUGUCCCAUGAUAAAAUAAAUAGUAAAAUUAAUCUUUUUUGUAUUUAUAUGAAGAAUAAACUGUUCAACUAA
This is a messenger RNA of Formica exsecta, 5517 nucleotides long. It is a transcript of the gene wde, whose product is annotated as activating transcription factor 7-interacting protein 1-like. Gene Ontology annotation, biological process: regulation of DNA-templated transcription. Gene Ontology annotation, molecular function: transcription coregulator activity; protein binding. Bases 978 to 4223 code for a protein of 1081 amino acids. Gene Ontology annotation, cellular component: nucleus; transcription regulator complex. The transcript has 14 exons. NCBI's taxonomy places the organism in Eukaryota, Metazoa, Arthropoda, Insecta, Hymenoptera, Formicidae. The record is from RefSeq and is a predicted model, not a curated record.